AUGUCUACUCUGGAAAACCUCACAGAAAGCUUUAACCGCAUCAAUUUUGAUGCCUCUCCUCAUCAAGCAUGGCUCAAUGGCCGUUAUCAGAGAACAAGCAACCGGAAUCUGCGCAUCAUGCCAAGCGAUGAUGAAGACGAGGAUGAGGACGAAGACGAAGCCAUCUAUUCUUCUGAAGACAGUGGUCGACAGAGCCUCAGCAAGAUGAACAACCCAAAAAAAUUGACCAAGCAAAAGGUGGUUGUGACAAAGCCCAAGUCUGCCAUUCCAUUACCCAGUGAUGAGGAAGAUAAUACAGAUCAAGAGGAGGAAGAGAAUGACGAGGAUGACGAUGAGCUGCUGCCUAUCCAUCAGUCGAUGCCAAGACCAAUGCAUGGUGGUUUGCCCUAUAGAAUCAAUCGAUCUGCGCCAACUUUACCACAACAAUUUGAACCACAUCCAAUCCAGCAUUUAUUCAUGCAUCAUUCCGACGGCAGUACCAAUAGCAAUCAUAGUUCCUCCAUAGCUACCAAGCCGCAAAAUCAACGUUCCGUCUCUACAGAUGAUUUAGCCAAAUUCCUCAAGGAUGGUCAACAGCAAAGUGGUGGACAGCAAGAGGGAGGCGAAGCUGAUGAUGAGGACAAUGAAGUACUUGGCCAACAUUUGAGAUACGCUUCCAACAGUCUAGAUGUGCCCCCUACACUACAUCAUUUGCAUCAAUAUCAACAGUAUCAUCAACAGCAACAGUUGGCUCAGUUUCAGUAUCUCCAACAGCAGCAGCAGCAGCAACAUGUAGCUAAUACAUCUAUGCAGCCUAGAAACCUAAAACAGCAGCAGCAGCAGCAGCAGCAGCAAUCACAACAACAACGCAUGACGACCAUGUCAGGCAUGGAUCUGCUGAUUCAAAGAGAACAAGAGAGAGCCGAGGCUAAACGCCAAAAGCCAAAGAUGAAUCCUGGAAAAGUCAAAAUUGAAGGGUUGUUGGGUAAAUUGCCUGAGCCAGGUACACACAACAUUAAUUUUCAACAAAUCCAGCAACAACAACAACAGCAGCAGCAGCAGCAGUUACAACAACAAAUGCAUCAGCAACACUAUAUGAACUCACCUGUGCCUACAAUGAAUGGUAGCAAAAAGUAUAGCCAUGCUAAUAGACAAGUGUAUUAUCAACAACAACCUCAGCCUCAACCUUAUGGCUACGUUCCUAAUCCUCCCUCCAUGUACGACUAUUACAGCAACGGUAGAUCUUCUGUACCACCCAUGAACCACAGCAUGUAUUCUGCUCAACCGUCCUUCUACCAAUUACCCAAUUAUACCAGUAGCGGCAACUUGUAUACCACCAUGAUGGCUCCGCCAGGAUCGCAAUCUUUACCGCAGACGAACCGACCUGGAAGUGCCAUGUCAUCUUACCCCAACAACAACCAAAAGCAACAACCUCGAUCCACGACGCCCGUUUCACUCUCACCACAACACUAUCAACAACACUAA
This is a messenger RNA of Mucor velutinosus, 1464 nucleotides long. RefSeq lists its product as uncharacterized. Lineage: Eukaryota; Fungi; Mucoromycota; Mucoromycetes; Mucorales; Mucoraceae. The record is from RefSeq and is a predicted model, not a curated record. Bases 1 to 1464 code for a protein of 487 amino acids. The transcript has 3 exons.